GGACGCGUUUAGGGGUUUAAGGGCUUCUUACACAACUCUUCGCCCACUCAGUAGUCGUGGGUGGGACUCUGAGAGCCAGUUGUGCUCACCGAUUUCCCUUCUCAAAUUAGGGUUUUUUUGGCGGCUAGGUUUUGACUCAAUCCCAAUUACAAUUUGAUUUCUCUGCAAAUCCUAUUGCUUCCAGGCUUUAUGCGUUCCCCGUCCCUUGAUAUAAUAAUAUCUCAAGAGUUCAUCUUUCCAACUCCAAUUUGGUUUUUUAGCCCCAGUUAUUCUCUGGGUGUCUUGAUCAAAUUUGACACUCCAAGUUGUGAACUUUGAUCAUCCCUCUCAUCAGAAUCAAUCAAAGGUCUUUGAUUCUUGCUUGCUAUCAUACAUUGAAUUUGUAUAGGUUUUGUUGGGGGAUUGAAAGUUUUGAUCUUUAUUUGAUUGGUUUACUGAGGAAAGUUUCGGCUCUAGAGUAGUUUUCUGAGGUAUGAAUUUUUCUGAUCACUCACAAUUUAUGCCACCGCAAACGCCUUACAAUGGCGGUGGCAGUGACGUGGUUAAUUGCUGGCCGCCUGCGUUUUCAAUGAACAAUGAUGACCAGCAUUCUCAGGUUGAGCAGCAACCUUUUAAAAGGGCUAGGAAUUCUGAAGAACGCCAAUCGAAUCCGAUGCCAUACCCGCCCAUGAACUAUAGGGUUCAGCAGCCGAGUGCCCCGGUUAACAAGGGAGCAAGCAACAUUUUCUAUAAGACCCGUUUGUGUGUAAAUUUUAAAUCCGGUAUGUGUAGGAAUGGUGAGAAUUGUAACUAUGCACAUGGCAUUGAAGAUAUCCGCCAUCCCCCGCCCAAUUGGCAAGAACUUGUUUCCGUACGCGAUGAGGAUCGGCCAUUGUCUGGUAAUUGGGAUGAUGAUCAGAAAAUAAUCCACAGGAUGAAGCUGUGCAAGAAGUUUUAUAAUGGUGAGGAGUGUCCUUAUGGAGAUAGGUGUAACUUUCUUCAUGAAGAUCCAUCAAAGUUUAGGGAUGAUUCGGGUAGGUUUAGGGAGAACACAGCAAUAAGCAUUGGAACUACAGGAGCACCAGUGGCUCAUGGGAGUGGCUCUAAUCCUCCUGAGGAAAAUAGGCUUGUAAACACGGGUAUGGAUGCUUCCCGGGGAAAUGUGAAGCCAGUGUAUUGGAAGACAAAGUUAUGUAAUAAGUGGGAGACAACGGGUAAAUGCCCCUUCGGCGAGAAAUGUCACUUUGCUCACGGGCUAACAGAGUUGCAAGUGCCCGGUGGACGUACUGUUGAGGCAGAAUUUCUGAAUACCCCUCCCUUUUCAAUACCCCAAGUUGUUGCUGCUGUCAACUCAUCCGCAACUGCAAUAGCAGCACUUCCUCCUUUAAAUGAAGAAGGGGGGCAGAGGAAGAAGGGCAUGCUAAAAUGGAAAGGGUCUAAGAAGAUCAAUCGCAUAUACGCUGACUGGCUUGAUGAUGUUCCGCUGGUGCACCAGCACAACUUAGUCGAGAGCUAAAUUUGAGUUCAAGCUCUUAUCUCGGAGGCAUUUUCGAAUUGGUUCAAAAAUUCCAGUGUGCUGCUGCCGAGUUUCUAAAGUUUUGAUCUUGAGGAUAAUUGGAUUACAGCAUUUGAUCAUUGUUUGUUGGUCGGUCUAUAGGUUUCUGUUUCUUGUUAUUUAUAGUAUUGGUUCCUCUAUCCUCAAUAGAGAUUGUUCUAAUAAUGUUGCAAAACCAGCUUCUUCUUUUUUUAAUUUUUUUUUAUAAAAUGACAUUAAUGACUGUGAAUAAAGAUUUUAUGUUCAAUUUC
Messenger RNA from Malus domestica (apple), 1785 nucleotides. Its product is annotated as zinc finger CCCH domain-containing protein 39-like. Gene Ontology annotation, molecular function: metal ion binding; mRNA binding. The record is from RefSeq and is a predicted model, not a curated record. NCBI's taxonomy places the organism in Eukaryota, Viridiplantae, Streptophyta, Magnoliopsida, Rosales, Rosaceae.